GGAGAUGGAUUUAUUCAAAUAGCGCAUGCGCAUAGGUCAUCGUAUAUCGUCCCGCCUGCGGACGAACCGAAUAAAUCGAACGACGCCGAGCCGAUCAGCAGUACGGUGCUCGCUGGAUGCGACUGUUUCGCGUUAGUGAUGAUCAAAACGAGUUGUCGUCGUCGUUGUUUGUGGCAUUUCGCGAAGUCGAAGAAGCCGUGAUCCGUGAUCAAAAGCUCGAGACGGAGAAGAGGCCGAGGACACGCAUCGUCUCUCGUUGCCGCGGCCACGGAUGCAUAUGGAGACAAUGUAUAGAGAGAUUUGGAGAUCAAGGAGGCUAUUUUGAUGUUGUUGUAAGACCUAUGUUACAACAAGGACAUGAAGGAGAAUUAUGUGGCUGGUUAAAAGAAAUGAGUUUAAUUAGAACUGUUUCUACUUGUCCACAUCCUGAAUGUAAAGGAAGAAGUUUGGCUUGGAAUCAAGCAAGAAUUGUAGAUAAAUAUAGUUGGUCUUGUCCUAAUUGUACAAGAAAACAAUCUAUUAGAGAAAAUUCAUUUUUUGUUGGAGUUAAAUGUGACCUGAAAAUGUGCCUUCAAUUGAUAUUAGGAUGGUGUCAAAUGAUACCUAGUGAACACACUGCCAAUUAUUUAGAUAUAAAAAAACAUGUAGUUAAGAAAGUAUAUGAGAGAUGUGAUGAAGUUUCUGAAAAUUAUGUAACAAGUCAUCCAGAAGAUUGGGUUCUAGGAGGUCAAAGUGCAAUAUUAAUUGUGGAUGAAUUUCCUAAUGGCUAUAUGACUGAAAAUCCUUCUGAUAUAACUAGUGCUAAGAAACGCAACAAUAACUCUCAUACAAUAGUAUGUAUAGCAGAAGCAAAUACAAUACCAACUAGAAUGUGGUUUCAUAUGAUUGAAGCAUUUCCAGAGCCAUUGAAGAUAGAUAAAUCACAAUGUGAUAUUGAUAAAUGCAACAUGGUUAAAGAAGCUUUAAAAGAGAUUGCAAAACACAGUGCUCCUGGUAGUUAUAUUGUAGCAAAUAAUCGAGCUCGUUGUUGCAGUUUUGAAUUGCUACAAGAAUUAAAACAAUAUAAAGUAAUUAGCGUAGAACAACUCCAGAAAUUUGAUCCACCAGGAAAAAAUAAACUUCUUAAUAAUCUAGAAACAAUUUGGCAAACUGGUGUUGAGAUUUGCGAAGAAAUUCAAGAAACUACACACACUCUAGGACAACGUAUAAUAUCGAAGCAUUUAUGGAGGCAAAGAUUCGGUACGUCUCCUUCUACAGCAUUUCAAUAUAUGCUUAAUCAUAUCGCAGAAUGUUACCGCUUUGUUUAAAUUGAUUUAUUAUUAUUCUAAGUAGCGUAUUUUUCUACACUGAAAAGCAAUAUCAAAUGCUAGUGAGUAACUUCUUUUUUUUGACGAUAUGAUUUUGUAAAAUAAUUUUAACACAAAUUAACAUACCAUAAGUAUAAUAUUGAUUAUUAAUUGAAUCGAUAUUUUAUAUCCUCUAAAAUAUACGCGUUAUGUUUUGCAGUAGCAAUGGCCUUGCUAAUAAUAGAAAAAAAUAUU
Messenger RNA from Apis florea (little honeybee), 1541 nucleotides. RefSeq names its product Yippee-like (gene Ypel). The record is from RefSeq and is a predicted model, not a curated record. Lineage: Eukaryota; Metazoa; Arthropoda; Insecta; Hymenoptera; Apidae.